AUGCCAAGAGGAACGCACAGUAGUCUUAUUUUAAAAAACCCGGACGCAGACAAAGUUCAUCCAGAGAUUAGGAAAGCAUGCGAGAAAUUCAUAAUUUCCGAUGACAAUCUUAUGAAGGUCUCAAAAAUCAUGGAAGAUGAAAUGAACCGAGGUUUACGGGACGAACCCAGCUGCCUGAAAAUGUUACCAUCGUUCGUUCGGGCAGUUCCAAACGGUACUGAGCGAGGCGAUUUCCUUGCACUUGAUCUUGGCGGUACUAAUUUUCGAGUGCUGCUAAUUAAGUUAAAAGGUAAUGUGGCCGAAAUGACUGGCAAAGUAUACCGCAUACCAGAGGAAAUUAUGCGAGGUGUUGGCACCGUGCUAUUUGAUCACAUUGGACAGUGCUUAGCGGAUUUCCUAGAAGAACAUGACUUGAAAGAAUCUAAAGAUUUACCACUUGGUUUCACAUUCUCAUUCCCUGUACAACAAGAAAAUCUCACCUCUGGCAAACUUAUUAGCUGGACGAAAGGUUUUAAUGCAAAAGGAGUAGAAGGUCAUGAUGUUGUCGAGUUUCUCCGAGAUGCAUGUAAUCGACGUAAGGAUAUUAGUGUCGAUGUGGUAGCACUGCUUAAUGAUACAGUCGGCACAUUGAUGGCAUGUGCCUUCAAGGACAAUACUUGUCAAGUCGGCAUUAUUCUUGGUACUGGCACAAAUGCAUGCUACAUGGAAAAGCUCUCCAAUUGCCAAAAACUUAACAAAUAUGGUUUUGAUAAGGACAAUGAUCCAAAAGAAAUGAUCAUAAAUAUGGAAUGGGGAGCUUUCGGCGAUAAUGGCUGCAUAGAUUUUCUUCGUACAGAAUUUGACAAGGAUGUCGAUCGUGGCUCCAUCAAUCCGGGUAAACAUCUCUUUGAAAAGAUGAUCUCUGGGAUGUACAUGGGAGAAAUUGUGCGCCUUAUUCUUGUAAAACUUGCAAAAGCCAAAAUGCUCUUCGAUGGUGAUUAUGAAGCUAUUUCAAAGCGAGAUUGUUUUCCAACCAAAUUUGUCUCCGAUAUUGAGGAGCAAAAAGGUCUUGGAGAUUUGCAAAGAACACUUCAGAUUUUGCAACAAAUCGGGAUCAAUAAGAUAAGUGAUAGCGAUUGCUUCCAUGUUGCAUACGUUUGCGAAGUAGUCAGCACUCGAGCUGCAUAUCUCACUGCAGCAGGUAUAUCAUGCAUUUUGUCUCGUAUGCAAAAGAAGUUUGUAACAGUGGGAAUUGAUGGAUCCGUAUAUCGGUUUCAUCCAAAAUUUGACAAAGUUCUCGAUGCGAAAAUCAACGAUUUACUACCAAAAAAUCUCGAUAAGACGGAAGUGGCCGCGGAGCAGCGCUUGUUGCUGCUGUUGCCGAUCGGAUUAGAAAAGAAAGCAAAUAAGCUAUGGCAUUGCAUUCUGUGCCAGAGAGACAUCGAGCAAUCUGAUCUGAGUAGUUCGCACAAAAUCCAAAGAAUUCGAUUUGUAAAACGUGAAACUGCAAAUGAUACCAUAGUGGGCCCACCAAGUAGUAAAGGACAACGAGGUCCACGAGGUCCAACAGGUCCACCAGGAGCUCAAGGCGAAAGAGGACGGCGCGGUCAGAAAGGUCCGCGUGGUCCACCUGGUUCACCCGGCCCACCUGGUCCAAAGGGUAAAGAAAGAAGAAGCUUUGAAAAACCAGCAUUGGUGGGAAUAGCAGUGGGUUCGCUGAUUGCAUGUUCGCUAGCACUGAUAUUUUUCCUCCUAUCAGCAACUCGAGUGAUAUUGGGAGGUUCGCAUGAUGCUGAGGAAGAGUAA
This is a messenger RNA of Acanthocheilonema viteae, 1785 nucleotides long. Lineage: Eukaryota; Metazoa; Nematoda; Chromadorea; Rhabditida; Onchocercidae. The record is from the annotation of a GenBank genome assembly.